Molecule: messenger RNA, 495 nt
Organism: Colletotrichum spaethianum
Lineage: Eukaryota; Fungi; Ascomycota; Sordariomycetes; Glomerellales; Glomerellaceae
Exons: 2
Coding region: 1-495 (164 amino acids)
Source: RefSeq, a predicted model, not a curated record
AUGGACAGGAAUAAUGCCAAAGAGCUCUACAAGUUUCACCACACGGUCCUGAUCCCCUGCUUCGGAUACCGCGCACCCAACAUCAACGGGAAGCUGGUCCUUGGGGCCAAUAACCUACUGGCCAUCUUGACGUUUAACAUUGCGUAUAAUACUGGUAUCUUCCCGUCAAAGCGGCAGCGCCCUCAGCUAGCUGGCUGCUACCAGCUCCUCUGCUACACCGGUGCGCGACCUGCCGAGAUUAUGCAUGCCAAAAAGAAAAAGCCCAAAGACGGAUGCACGGAAGAGAUUUUCCAGCUCAAAGGCGUCAAGUUAACUAACUAUGAAUGUAGCAAGGACGCAGAGAACGUGGACGAUGACGACCAGCCACCACAAGACAACAACUCUCUUCUCCUCAACAGACUUCUGCUACAGGAAACAGCUGGGCGUGGGCGUCCCAAAGCCCUGUGCUAUGAGGACAUACUGAUGAUGGUUGUUUGCCAUCUGGUGACGGGAUAA